AAAUGGGUGCCCGGGGCAACCGUUCCGGCUGCCACAACAAAGGAGGCAAGCCCCAAGCCCCCCCACACACACAUAUCCCCCCUAACACAGUGAGCACAUGAAAAACUUUCACUUAAAAAUGUCACACAAGAGGUUCUAUGUGCGCCUGGAGCUGCAACUGCAUGCGCUGACUUGUCCGGGCGUUUGGCUGUGCUCCCACGGCUACCUGGAGGCCACCAUCAAGACGCUGGGCUACUAUUUCCGCACUGGGGCGAUGGAGCCGCGCUUCCCGAUGCUCUGCCACGACACAUUCAAAAUGGAAGGCUACUUCAAGAGCGUCGGCUCGCUGGAGGAGAUGCACGAGCUGCUGAGGGCGGAGCAGCUGCAGAUUACCAUCUGGCAGAAUGGGCGCAGGUUGGCCUACUUCCUGGGCUCCCUCUCGGACGUGAUGCAGCCCACGGUGCCGCGCUUGAGUUGUGCCCACAGCUCCAAUGUGCAGCUGCUAAUGAAGGCAACGUCGGCAUUUCCGGGCAUACUCGCGCCCAAGGUGGAGCUGUCGGCGCAAAUGACAACGCAGGACCGACAGAGCGGAUGCAGCUGCUCCAGCCUACACCAGAGAGGACGUCCGCCGGUCAAUCGUCACGCGGAGAGCCAUUGCACGAGUCGCCUGGAGCAGCCGCGCAAGCAGCAAACCGUUUGCCAUGCCAAGAAAUCGAAUUGCUGCAGCUACUCGGGAGUGACCACAAGCGGCAGUGGGGCAUCUACAGAGCAGCAUCAGCAGCACAGGCGCCUCUCCACGUGUUCGGGUAGCACGCAGAUUAGCAGCGUCAGCCAGAGCUCCUACCUGACCCACGACAGCCACUCGUUCUGUUCCGAUCCCGCAGAUGAACACGAGGCAAGCUGCGACAUUUGCCAAAGCUACAGGCGCAUCUUUGACGCUUAUUAAACGGUUACACGGCACACGAAAG
Drosophila subobscura is the source of this 947-nucleotide messenger RNA. RefSeq lists its product as uncharacterized. Lineage: Eukaryota; Metazoa; Arthropoda; Insecta; Diptera; Drosophilidae. Gene Ontology annotation, biological process: spermatogenesis. The record is from RefSeq and is a predicted model, not a curated record. Gene Ontology annotation, molecular function: myosin light chain binding.